Molecule: messenger RNA, 1728 nt
Organism: Eutrema salsugineum
Lineage: Eukaryota; Viridiplantae; Streptophyta; Magnoliopsida; Brassicales; Brassicaceae
Product: aladin
Exons: 14
Coding region: 236-1579 (447 amino acids)
Biological process (GO): nucleocytoplasmic transport
Cellular component (GO): nuclear pore
Molecular function (GO): protein binding
Source: RefSeq, a predicted model, not a curated record
CAAACCAAAACCCCUAAAUCAAAAUCAAAACUCUCUCGUCAGUAUCCCUCCCUCCGUUUCUCCGGCGAAAACCCGUCGCCGUUCUCCGGAAAUAAUCCGCACUUAUCUGUGAUUUCGAGUCUAAUCGGACAUUCGACAGAUAAGUGGUAAUCGCUGCAAACUUGAAUAGAUACUGCAAAAAAACUUCAAAGUCACACUGUUUUUGAUUCGGAGUGCGGAUUCUACAAAAAGGACAAUGGCAUCUUUUCCUCAUCCCGGUUCCGUCACCGUUUGCGAGAUCAACAGAGACUUGAUUACGGCUGUGAACUUGUCUGACGAUCGAGCUCAAGAGACGUAUGGAAAAAUUCUCGGAUUGGUGUUUAGCCCUGUUUCGUUCGACUCUGGACCUGGCUCUCUGCAGGAAAACGAAGGCCAGGAGAGUGGAGAUAAGGGAAGUGUUGAGAGAAAAGGACUGGUGGCGAUACUGCAAUCGAUGGUUGCAGACUCUCUUAAACAUAUUUUACGACCCAUCGAUGUAAAUCUUCUGUCAGAGAUUGAUCUUCAAGGAGUGAGCUGGCAUCAGGGGAAGCAUAUUAUUGCCUUUAUAUCCGGUGCAAGUCAAGUCACAAUUCGUGACUACGAGGACAAAGAUGAGAAAGAACCCUGCAUUUUAACAAGUGAUUCUCAGAGAAAUGUUAAAGCCCUUGAGUGGAGGCCAAAUGGCGGGAAAUCACUCUCUGUAGCCUGUCGGGGAGGGAUAUGCAUAUGGACUGCUUCCUACCCAGGUAACAUGGCAUUGGUUAGAGCUGGUGGUUCUUCAUUGAGAGGAAGUCUCUCUCGAGGAUCUGGAACUCGCUGGAUCUUGGUGGACUUUCUUCGGUGUCAAAAUGAUGAGCAAAUUAGUGCUCUCUCUUGGAGCCCAUGUGGAAGAUAUUUGGCAUCAGCUUCAUACGACAGCUCUUCAUUCACCAUAUGGGAUGUUUCUCAAGGGGCGGGGACACCUAUUCGACGGGGACUAGGUGGCAUAUCAAUGCUUAAAUGGUCACCCACAGGGGACUACUUCUUUGCAGCAAGAUUUGAUGGGACCUUUUGCCUUUGGGAAACAAACACAUGGACAUCUGAGCCCUGGUCUUUGUCUACGGGAUCUGGAUCUGUCACGGGAGCAAUAUGGGAUCCUGAAGGACGGUUUAUCUUGAUUUCGUUUUCAAAAUCUUCAACACUGGGUUCUGUUCAUUUCUCAUCCAAGCCACCAUCAUUAGAUGCCCAUCUGUUACCAGUUGAAUUACCAGAGAUAGCUAGUUUGAAUGGCAGCGAGGGAAUCGAGAAGAUAGCAUGGGAUGCAUCUGGGGAACGAUUGGCUGUGUCAUACAAAGGAGGCGAUGACAAUUACAAAGGAUUGAUUGCCAUCUACGACACACGAAGGACGCCUAUUGUUUCAGCAUCACUUGUCGGUUUCAUCAGAGGACCUGGGGAAAACCCAAAAGCUCUUUCCUUUUCAUUCCAUGACAAGUUCAAGCAAGGUCCACUCCUCUCCGUGUGUUGGAGCACCGGAUUUUGUUGCACCUAUCCUCUCAUCUUCCGUUCACAUGUUCUUCCUUAGUAGUAACCAAAUAGUUCGAUGCAAGUUCCAAACUUUUUUGUUUUAUUCAUAGACAGCUCACUCUUUGUAUAAGAAUGGCUCCUUUAAAGAACUCAGUUUGAGAUUAAUCCAAAAAGCAAUGGUUGCAUUUGAAAAGCCAUUAAAAUUGU